Messenger RNA from Amphibalanus amphitrite, 2093 nucleotides. RefSeq names its product pollen-specific leucine-rich repeat extensin-like protein 1. The coding region runs from base 129 to 1097 and encodes 322 amino acids. Gene Ontology annotation, cellular component: extracellular region. Gene Ontology annotation, molecular function: peptidase inhibitor activity. The record is from RefSeq and is a predicted model, not a curated record. NCBI's taxonomy places the organism in Eukaryota, Metazoa, Arthropoda, Thecostraca, Balanomorpha, Balanidae. The transcript has 4 exons.
GUGUCGUGUCGGUGUCAGUCGGUGCAGCGCGCGGUGACACUCGGCCGACACCAGGCGGAGCGCGCAGUGAGGUACACCGACACUCAGCACUCACCGCAGCUACAGGAGCACUCUCCGCUCGCCCUGCCAUGCGCCUGCUCUCCUGUUUAUCGGUCUGUGUGCUGGCGCUGGUCGCCGCCGGGCCGGCGCUCGCGCUCACCCAGGGGAGCGGUUUCCGCUGGUUCUGGCGCGGCUCCUCGGGCGGCAGCACCACCCACAAGUUCUCCAUCUCGUCGGGCACCGGCAGCACCACGGGCACCCACUCGAUGGUGGUGGUGCGCGUCAAGGACAGCACCGGGCGCACCGUGGUGCUGGACCCGGCCAACCCGCACACCUCGCGCCGUGUGGUGCACGGCUUCUCCGGCAAGGGCGCCAACAAGGCCACCUUCACCGUCACCAAGACCAUCGGCGGCAUCUCGUCCAACGGCGAGAUUGUCAAGCCGUCCAAGUACAUGCAGCCGCCGCCGGUGACGCCGGUGGAGGCGCCGGCGGCGGCCCCGGAGCCGGCACGCUGGUUCCGGCCGCCCCCGGUGGACGCCACGCCGGCGCCCACCGAGCCGCCCACCACCACGACCACGGCGCGGCCGACACGGCUGGCGCAGCUGAGCCGGCUGAUCGUGGGGCCGCCCACCGAGGAGCCGCCCACCGGCGGCUACCUGCCGCCCUCGGCGCCGCUGACCGAGGCGCCCUCCGCUGAGGGCUUCGUCCCCGAGCUGACCGGCGCGUCGGCCCCGGCGCCCACGCCCACGCCCGCCUCGCACGUCGCCAAAGAUAUCCGCCGUAACCUGAGCGGGCGCGUGGACGGCAGCGUGUUCUUCGGCAUCCUACCGGUGAUUAACGACCUGCAGCGGACGCCGCAGGCCAAGACCGAGCCGCCGCCCAAGGUCAUCAUAUCACGUCGGCCCGGCAAGUGCCCGUUCAUCAACAUGAUGCGGUGUCCGGCGCCGUCGGUGCCGCAGUCGGGCCGCUGCAGUAACGACAGCCAGUGUCCGACGGAGCAGCGCUGCUGCUACAACCCGUGCGCCGCCAGCAGCCAGUGCCUGACGGCAGUGCUGUGACCGCGGCCCGGUCAGCGCGCAUGCGCCGUACCGCGCGCCAGGCAGUGGCGCUCGACACUGGCCGCCGAGGUUUGAGGACCCCAGCGGCUGAAGCCGGCCCGCGCCGCGCCGGCUGGGCUGCCGGGACGCCGAAGGACCUGCUCUGGAAGGCGGCGGGGAUGGAGGGGCCGGCCGGCCGGGCUGGGGAGGGACGUGUGGUCCCACAGCCCCGCCUCAGCGUCCCACGUCACGGUGUCAGUUAGGUGUUACGGUGGUAUUGAACUUGCAGCCAGUGAUAGGAAAGCGGCGCCGAGGACUCGAACUGGGGAGAAGCGGAGGGAGAGGUCCGGCGGUGUGAGAGGGUCGAGAAAUGCCGCUGGCGUGGUCGUGCCUCCCCAGUGAGCGCAGGAGAAGCAUGAGAGGGGCUACCCUGAGACCCGAAACUCCUUCCGAACAGGCGGGCUCCCCAAGGGUGCGGGAAACGUCUCGAAGAGAAGUACGUUGGAGUGAUCCGCCUACUGGCGACAUCGUUGAUCGCCCUGUUAGGACCGCAGGCGGUGUGGCCGAGCGCUGGACUUGGACUGCUGGAAUAGAGUUCCCGAGAGUGCCUUGAAGCGACGAGCGUGGCCUUGCGUCCGGUGCGAUCAAUCCUUAGAGACAUGUCGACAUAGAGAUCUAAUAUAUAAAAUAUAUAAGAUCUCUAUGCAUGUCGACUGCAGAAUCGCUCCCAAAUCAAAAUUGUUGUGUAACGAAACCCCAUGUUUGGGUUGAAGUCGGACUCGUGUUUUAUGUCCACAUUUUUUACGCUUGGAAGUUUUGCAUUGAAGGUCGGAAUGAUAUUUACUCUGAUAUCGGACAAAUAUCGUUCGCCCACGCACAAGACUAGUGUAGGUACUGAUGUCACUGCUUUAUCCACGCCCGGAUUUGUUGGGUCAAUAAUGUAUCUACGAGCGCAACUCUUCGGCCCGCAGAGGGCCGAGUCAAACUGCCAAUACACAGUAACCAAUGACCUGUUGU